UUUUUUUUCUCUGUCUUUUAGGGAUGCUCCUGUCUGGAUAAGUGCCACGGGAUUUAAAAGUACUAGUGAGUCUCAAUUCAGCCUGUGGUUUUAGUGACUCAGAGCUGGGCUUCUUCUGUCAAGCACAGAUUAAGUGUGCCUGCCUCACAAACACUGUUUUCUCAGCCAACUGCACCUUCACUAAAUGAGAAAAAACAUUCUACAGGAUUGCCAUCCAUGGUUUCUGCCCUAAUCAAGACUGUAUCCUCCUACAUUGAAAAGAUUUGCAAAGGAAUGUUUACAAAGAAACUGGCAAACCCCAUAAAGAAGAAAGAGAGAAGUGAUAAUAAAGAGCCUAAAUUAAACGCAGAUUUGCAAGCACAUAAUUUAACUCUCUCAACCACACUGAAGACGACAGUUAAAAAUAUUUCCAAAUGCUCUUCGGCACGUAACAUAUCUCUUGAAGACGACAACGUAAAGAACUGCUCAUCUCUUUCACCCACUUUCAGUUAUCGUGUAGCUAUAGCAAACGGACUUCCUAAAAACUCUCUUUUUUUGAACAAUAAUGAAAAUAUCUUUCCUGAGGAUCUUUCAGUUGACAGUAGCUACUCUGACUGUUUGAGUGAGGCAAAACUUGCACGGAGUCUGGAUGACCAGAGAUCACACACGAUGCCAGUAAGACGAAACAGAAAGAGCCUAAUCAGUUUGGCUCCCUCUGAUGGUAGUUCAGAGGGUGAACGGGUGGAACGCUCCAGUCUACACACACUUCGGCUAGGUGCCCUGCGCAAGCUGAGAAAAUGGAAAAAGAGUCAAGAGUGUGUAUCUUCAGAUUCAGAGGUGAGCAACUGGAGGAAGACACUGGGCAUCCGGAGCAAGUCCUUGGACCGUGCUGGUCGGCAGCAAAAAAGCUCCACCCUGGAGCCUGGUUCCUCUUCUACAGGUUGUAUCAGUCAAACCCAGGAUGUCAUGGAGAUGAUCUUCAAGGAACUUCAGGGGAUUAGCCAAAUAGAAACAGAAUUGUCUGAACUUCGUGGCCAUGUAAAUGCACUAAAGAGCUCCAUUGAUGAAAUCUCAAGCAGCGUGGAAGUAGUUCAGAGUGAAAUUGAACAGCUUCGCUCCGGUUUUGUCCAGUCUAGAAGAGAAACACGUGAUAUCCAUGAUUAUAUAAAACAGAUUAGCCAGCAGGCCAAUAAUUCAACCCUGAGGUUCCUUAAUGUUCCUGAAGAAGGGUCAGAGAAAACAGAGAGCCUUAUAUAUAAAAUAAUAAAAGACAAAAUGGGAUUUAUUGAUGCCCAUAAAACCAUUAAAAUUGAACUCGCUCAUAGGUUAGGCCAACAGAGAGAAUGUUCUAAUGCAAAACCCCGCCCAAUUAUUGUUAUAUUUGCAACACCACAAGAUAGGGAUUUAGUCUUGAAAAAAUGUUAUAAGCUUAAAGGAACAGGUAUUACAGUCUCCACUGAUAGCUUAACACACGAUGGAAAGGAUAGAAAAGACAAAACAAUGUCUUCAUCACAAACAUAUGAAAGCGUGGACAUUAAAAUCUCAGGAAAGGAUAAAGUUGUAGAGAGUGAUGAUUGGGACUCAAUGGAUAGUGACAAAGAAUUAGAUGAAUUAAGCAGAAAUAAAUAUGCAAUGGUAAUUUCAAAACCUGUACAUAAGAGCAAAUCAGAGAAGAGACGGUCUCAUGACCAUAACCGACCAGGAGAUGACGCAGGGUACUUGGGGUCAGUUCACUAUGCUGAUGACUCUUACUAUGACUCAGAUAAGCAUGCAAAGGCUUACUACUCUGAUCUAACCCCUGGCUGGCUCUCCCAGAGUGACUAUUCCACCCCAAAACUCAGCCGCUCUGAGUCUGACUGCUCAAAACUCUGCCAGUCAUACUCUGAAGACUUCUCAGAAAGUCAGUACUUUACACGGGCUAAUGGCGGCUCCUUGCUGUCCUCCUCAGACCAGGAAUUGUGGCAGAGAAAACAAGAAGACAUGGCAUCCUCUUGGUAUGCAAGCUCCGGCCUCAGCCAAGGAAAUAAACCCUAUGAACACAAUGAGACUACAGAGACUAUAGACAGUGGAGUGAGCAAUGGACUUGUUUGCAUGUCUGGUGACAGGAGCCACUACAGUGGCUCCCAGCUCUCUCUGCAAGGUGACCUAUCACCCUGGAAAGACUGGCAUCAUCUUGAACAAGGUGCUGACUCAGGCUUGGAAGCCUCCAUUGAAGUUAGCAGCCCAUUUGACCCUUCAACCAUUCCUGGAUUCCCGGAGAACAUAACUAAAUGUCAGGAGGUUGAUUUACAGUUUGAAGGGGAUGAAGAUUUCAUGAUGCUUGACAGAGAUUCUGCCUUGCCUCCAAUUACCACCCACAUAAUUGCUCCUAUUACAGAACAUGAGUCUGUCAAGACCUCUGUUCAACAGUUUAAAGAAGGAUGUAAAGUGACCACAAAAGAAACCAACAAACCAUCAUCUAAGGAUGCAUCGAAGGUUUCAUCAAAAACAACACAUAAGCCAGCUAAAUUGGCUUCCAAAGAUGAAACCUCUAAAAUAUUACCUAAGGAAGGAAUAAAAAUAUCGAAUAAGGGUUCACCUAAAGUGACCUCUAAAGCAGUUUCUAAAGAGUCACCUAAAGACCUUUAUAAAUCAACAGUUAAAGAAUUAUCUCAAGGCAUCUCUAAAGAGACUCCUAAACCUACAACUAAAGAUAUCACAAUGUCUCCCCUUAAAGAGUCAUCUAAAGUGACAGCUAAAGUAAUUUCUAGUGAACCAGCUAAGGUCACUUCUAAAGUGACUCCAAAAGACAGCCCAAUAAUGACUCCAAAAGAUAGUCCUAAAGAGUCACCGAAAGAGAGUCCUAAAAUGACCCCAAUUAUGAGCCCAGCAGCAACUCCAAAAGAAUCUCCGAAAGAAUCACCCAAAGUCAUUAUUGCUAAGGAACCCCCUCAAGUUACAUCAAACGAAAGUGUAAAAGUUACUGCUAAAGUGGUUGCCAAAGAAUCUGAAAAAGAACCCUCAAAAGAGACCUCAAAUGAGAUGCAUAAAGUAGCACCUAAAGAUACUGCGAAAAUGAUCAUAAAAGAUUCUUCUAAAACUGCACCCAAAGAAGCCCCAAAAAUUGUCAUGAAAGAAUGGCCUCAGGCCACCACUCAAGAGAUGCCUAAAACAGGUCCCACUGAAGCCCCUAAAACAGCACCCAAAGCAACCACUAAAGAUACCCCCAAAGAAAUUGCUAAAACAGGUCUAAAGGAAAAAUUUCCAGAACUGGAUGUCAAUCACAGUUUUCACCAGAACCAGAAUAAGUCCUCAAGUAUGUACCGCAGCCAGAGUGAGAUUCGAACUGAGAAGGUUGAGGAAGUGCCCAAGUCGUGGAGUAGUAGGCUGAGCAUAGACCUUAGUGAGAAGUCAUUCGGUUUUGGCUUUGGAUCCACACUUCAUAGAGCUAAGUCUGCUCUGGAGGUUGUCUGGAAAUCUGGCUCUCAGACUUCUUCUGCUCCCUCUGAGGAACCUGCCAACUCCUCUUCCUCAUUUCUGGGACGUUUCCGUAACUUGUCAACCACAACUGCAAAUACUUCCAGUGUUACUGUGGAACCAGAUGUGCAUAGAGAGCCUGUCUACAUCAGGGCAGAGAAAGAGAAAAUAGAUGUUGCAGCAGAUGUUGUAGAGCAGUCCGUGGACAAUGAGACCCACUAUGUUGAAGUAAUGGAGCAGGUACUCGCUAACUUGGAGAACAGAACUAAUGUCAAUGAGACAGAAGAGGUUGUACAAAAUAGUGAAAUGUCUCAGGACUAUGUUGUGUCUGUUGACAUUGACAGUUCUCAAAAAAAUUAUGCUCCUCAGGAUCCUGAGGCCACGCAAGAUUUUGAGACUACUGAGGAUUUUGAAGCUGGUGAAGAGGCAGGUGUUUUGGAGUAUGAUUGCAGACUGGAUGAGCAAUAUGAUGAGGACUACACUGAGGAAAUUGAAAUGCAAUUGACUGAGGACACUACUGAAUAUGACGCUAUGGUGGAAUAUGUUGAUGUUGAAGAACCUGAUGAGACAGAGGACAAUGAUGUGACAGAGGAGAUGGAAGAAGGUGAAGAAGAGUUAGAGGAGAUAGAAGACAUUGUAGAUGAAGCUGUUGAAGUGUCUGUAAAAGAGGAGCAACAGCAAGAGGAUGAAAACAAAAAUGUUCCAGAAGAAAAACCAACAGAGGCUCCACCCAAGAAACGUGUUCGACCCACAUUUAAGGAGGCAGCACUGAGGGCCUAUCGCAAACAAAUGGCGGAACUGGAGCAGCAGAUCUUAGCAGGAGACAGCAGUGCUUUGGAUACUCAGCCUCGCAGUGUCCUGGACCCCAAAGUUCUUGGCUUGCAAUCUGGAGGGGCUGGCAACAUUCUUUAUGGUAUUGACAGCAUGCCAGAUUUACGCCGUAAGAGGACAAUGCCUCUUGUCCGAGACCUGGCUUUGACCCUCACUGCUCGAAAGGCAGGCAUCUCGUUCGCUCUAGUGAACCGGUCGACCCUGAACAAUGAAGAUCUGAAACUACAUGUUUUUAAGAAGACUCUGCAGGCCUUGAUCUACCCUAUUUCAUCCACAACACCCCAUAAUUUUGAGGUGUGGACGGCUACUGCACCUACCUAUUGUCAUGAGUGUGAAGGGCUGCUCUGGGGCAUCGCCCGUCAGGGGAUGCGCUGCUCGGAGUGUGGCGUCAAAUGUCAUGAGAAGUGCCAGGAUCUGCUCAAUGCAGACUGUUUACAAAGGGCAGUGGAGAAGAGCUCCAAACAUGGAGCAGAGGAUAAGACCCACAACAUCAUCAUGGCUAUGAAGGAGCGCAUGAAAAUAAGGGAGAAGAACUGUCCUGAAGUGUUUGAGGUGAUCCAAGCGAUGUUCCAUAUCUCCAGAGAGGACUUUGCCAGUCAUCUGAAGACAGCCAAGCAGGCUGUGCUGGAUGGCACCUCCAAGUGGUCUGCCAAAAUCAGCAUCACAGUAAUGAGUGCGCAGGGUUUACAAGCCAAGGACAAAACAGGAUCCAGUGACCCGUACGUCACCGUCCAGGUGGGCAAGACCAAACGCAGGACGAAGACCAUCUUUGGCAACCUCAACCCAGUCUGGGAUGAGAAGUUCUACUUUGAAUGUCACAAUGCCACUGACCGCAUUAAGGUGCGAGUGUGGGAUGAGGAUGAUGACAUCAAAUCCCGUGUGAAGCAGCAUUUCAAACGAGAGUCGGACGAUUUUCUGGGCCAGACAAUCAUCGAGGUUCGAACCCUCAGUGGAGAGAUGGAUGUUUGGUACAAUUUAGAUAAGAGAACUGACAAGUCUGCCGUAUCUGGUGCCAUCAGACUUAAGAUCAGCGUGGAGAUGAAAGGGGAGGAGAAUGUGGUUCCACCCCACGGCCAGUAUACCUGUUUACAUGAGAACCUGUUUCACUACCUGACCGAGGUGAGGAACAGCGGAGUAGUGAAGAUCCCACAAUUGAAAGGGGACGAAGCGUGGAAGGUCUACUUUGACGAUGUGUCUCAGGAGAUAGUAGAUGAGUUUGCCAUGAGAUACGGGGUGGAGUACAUCUAUCAGGCUAUGACGCAUUUCUCCUGUUUGUCUGCCAAAUACAUGUGUCCCGGUGUGCCGGCAGUGAUGAGCAACCUGCUCGCUAAUAUCAAUGCCUACUUUGCCCACACUACCACAGCCACCACAACCACUGCCUCAGCGUCAGACCGCUUUGCUGCAUCCAACUUUGGGAGGGAAAAAUUUGUUAAAUUACUGGACCAACUGCACAACUCGCUAAGGAUUGACCUCUCCAAAUACCGGGAUAAUUUUCCUGCAGGAAACCCAGAGCGACUUCAAGAUCUGAAGUCCACCGUUGAUCUGUUAACCAGCAUUACCUUCUUCAGGAUGAAGGUACAAGAGCUCCAGAGUCCACCUAGAGCCAGCACGGUGGUGAAGGAUUGCGUGAAAGCCUGUCUGGACUCUACAUACAAAUACAUUUUUGAUAACUGUCAUGAGCUCUACAACCAGUUGUUGGAUCAGAGCCGGAAGCAGGACAUUCCUCGUGAGGAGCAGGGUCCAUCGAUAAAGAACCUGGACUUCUGGCCAAAACUCAUCACCCUCAUGGUUUCUGUAAUUGACGAAGACCGUACGGCUUACACCCCAGUCAUUAAUCAGUUUCCACAGGAGCUGAAUGUGGGCAAGAUCAGUGCUGAGAUCAUGUGGAACCUCUUUGCCCAGGAUAUGAAGUACGCAAUGGAAGAGCAUGACAAGCACCGCCUAUGCAAGAGUACGGAAUACAUGAAUCUUCACUUCAAAGUAAAAUGGUUCCAUAAUGAAUAUGUCCGUGAACUGCCAUCCUUCAAGGAUGUCCCACCUGAGUAUUCUCUGUGGUUUGAACCAUUUGUUAUUCAGUGGCUCGACGAGAAUGAGGAUGUUGCCAUGGAUUUCCUCAAUGCAUUGGGAAGGGACAAAAAGGAUGGAUUCCAGCAGACAUCAGAGCACGCCCUGUUUUCCUGUUGUGUGGACGUGUUCACUCAACUCAACCAGAGUUUUGAGAUCAUCAAGAAGCUGGAGUGUCCGAACCCACAGGCUUUGGCUCAUUUUAUGUGUCGCUUUGCAAAGACUAUCAACAAAGUUCUUCUGCAGUAUGCUGCAAUCAUAUCCAAGGACUUUCACUUGUAUUUGAGUAAAGAGAAUGUGCCCUGCAUCCUCCUCAACAACAUUCAGCAGCUACGAGUUCAGCUGGAGAAGAUGUUUGAGUCCAUGGGUGGCAAACAGCUGGACGCAGAGGCCAGUGAUCUGCUGAAGGAGCUGCAGAAUAAACUCAACACAGUGCUAGAUGAGCUCAGCGGCGUGUUUGGGUCAAGUUUCAAACCUGUGAUUGAGGAAUGUGUGAAGCAGAUGAACCAGGAGUUAGUACAGAUGAAAGGACCUAUCAAAGGGAGCAACGCUGCCAUGGAUGCAGAGACAGUCCUGCGACCUCUUAUGGACCUUCUAGAUAAAAAUUUGAUGUUAUUUGCCAAGAUUUGUGAGAAGACUGUGCUGAAGCGAGUUCUCAAAGAGCUGUGGAAAAUUGUGCUGAACACCAUCGAGAGAACAAUUGUUCUGCCUCCGCUGAGUGACCAGAGUGGACCUCAGAUGAUCUUCAGUGCCGCGAAGGACUUGGGACAGCUCUCCAAACUGAAGGAGCAUGUAAUUCGGGAGGAAGCCAGAAGUCUGACUCCACGACAGUGUGCUGCCAUGGACCUUGUACUUCCCACCAUCAAGCAAUACUUCCAUGCUGGAGGAAAUGGGCUGAAAAAAAAUUUCCUUGAGAAGAGUCCUGACCUGAAGUCCCUCAAAUAUGCUCUCAGCCUUUACACUCAACCUACAGAUGCCUUGAUCAAGAAAUACAUAUGCACCCAAACCUCUCAAGGUCAGUCAUCCAAUGGAUCAGUUGGGGAGGUGUUGAUGCAAGUGAAUCUCAUCUCUCACCCUGGCACGGGGGAGCACAAAGUCAGCGUGAAGGUGGUCGCAGUAAACAACAUCAACUGGCAGACCAACGCCAUGUUCCGGCCAUUUGUCGAAGUCAACGCAGUAGGACCGCACCUGGCUGACAAGAAGCGCAAAUUCAGCACCAAGACUAAGAACAACAAUUGGUCACCAAAGUACAAUGAAACAUUCCAAUACAUUCUGAGUAAUGAACACGGUCCAGAAGCCUACGAGCUGCAUGUCUCAGUAAAAGACUACUGCUUCGCCCGUGAGGACCGCGUCAUUGGCAUGACGGUCAUCCAGCUCCGCGAGCUGGCAGACAAAGGCAGCUGCUCCACCUGCUACCCGCUGGUGAAGAGCAUCACCAUGGACGAAACGGGCCUCACAAUCAUGAGGAUACUCUCCCAAAGGACCAACGAUGAGGUGGCCAAAGAGUUUGUGCGUCUAAAGACAGACACACGCUCAGCGGAGGACGUAUCAUAAUGUGGAGCGAAACGCGGUAUGACAAGGGUCUCUUGUUGUCUUAACUGAGAGAACGAGAGAGAGAGAGUGAGCAGUAGCAACUUUUGUUUUACUUUGUUUUUUGAGAUACUGGAAAGCAGAUGAAAAGAAUUGCCCAACGUGAAAGAGAGAAAGCCCCAAACAGGCAAGAAGGAGAAAGGCAAACGCGAGAGUUGUGUGUGUUUGUUUUUGUGCAUGUGUGUAAAACAUCUGUUGGAAUGUUCAUUUUAAACUACAGUAUGUACAAGUGUUUACUUACCGUAUGCUAAGUACUAUAUUCUAUUAGUUAACAGGACAUGAAAUACAUUUUUGUAUAACAUUUAGUCUUUCUGAACAGAGAUUUGUUCCAAUAAAGUGCCAAACCAGUGGAAAAAAGAACAAAACAGACUCAUAAGAGUUAUGGUGAAAUUAGUAUGUUUCGAAUUUGCUCGAUUAUUUUGUCCGGUGUAAGUCAUUUUCUGACCGUGUGGCGUUUUGAUUGUUGCAAAGUGUCUCAUUUUGCACCCUCGUUUUGCAUCACAUUCUUCAACACUGCACUGUUGUGCAUGUCCCUUUCUUGGCCAUGUCUCUCCCAUGAUUCCACAGCGACCACAGAGCUGGGUCCGUUCCCCUUGCCUUCAAACUGUUUGUAUUUUAAGUCAACCUGAAAAAAUAGACCGUGUUUUUUAAAUGGCGAUGACUGCUAUGUAAACCUUAAUAAGUGUUUGUAAUUUUAUAACCAUGACAACAAUGACGACAGCCUCCAAUGCGAACAGACUUAGAAAGGAUGGAAAUGUUUUUUGGCUUUUUGUUUGUUUGUUUUUUUCUUUUCCUUUUUGGCUUCUAGCCUUUUUGAAUGACCACUGUGAACAUUAGCUUUGGAAGGCAAGCUUACAUGACAUUAUUGACAGUUUAAUAUUAUUUCAUGUUUUAAGGUACUUUUUUGUUUCUUUGUUUGUGAUAAACUGCCAAAGUUAUAUAAAAUAUUUGUACAAAAGCAAUCCAUUACAUGUAUGAAGAUAUAUAUGUACAAGUCAUCUAUUACUUUUUCAAUGCUUAAUAUUUUAUUGUUAAUAGGGUGGUACUAAAAUUAUUUUUUUUUAUUUCAUGUGAAGCUGUUAACCAAUAUGAAAGUUGCACAUGUUACUUUACACAUUAGUUCAGUUAGCUUCUGUCAUUUGAAUGAUUUUUCUUCAUAAAAGGAAAGAGUCUAACAUUUGGUAAAUAUGCAACAUUCCUAUGUAUUGCACUGAUGGCGAAUUGUAUGUCAUGUAAAUAUAUUUAGUGAGAUAUUGUACAAAAGUCUACUUUUCUUCAGUGUGCAUAAAGUAUGCAAAUGUGUUAAA
Messenger RNA from Thalassophryne amazonica, 9227 nucleotides. Its product is annotated as protein unc-13 homolog C-like. The record is from RefSeq and is a predicted model, not a curated record. Lineage: Eukaryota; Metazoa; Chordata; Actinopteri; Batrachoidiformes; Batrachoididae. Gene Ontology annotation, cellular component: synaptic vesicle membrane; plasma membrane; terminal bouton. Gene Ontology annotation, biological process: neuromuscular junction development; dense core granule priming; synaptic vesicle maturation. Gene Ontology annotation, molecular function: syntaxin-1 binding; calcium ion binding; diacylglycerol binding.